Molecule: messenger RNA, 1704 nt
Organism: Solanum dulcamara
Lineage: Eukaryota; Viridiplantae; Streptophyta; Magnoliopsida; Solanales; Solanaceae
Product: ethylene-responsive transcription factor ERF110-like
Exons: 2
Coding region: 325-1563 (412 amino acids)
Biological process (GO): regulation of DNA-templated transcription; ethylene-activated signaling pathway
Molecular function (GO): DNA binding; DNA-binding transcription factor activity
Source: RefSeq, a predicted model, not a curated record
UAUAUAUAUAAAAUAAAAUAAUCGACAUUCUUUAACUAGUUCGAAAGGGGGCGUAAGCAAAGAUAAAUGCAUGUAACUAAUCAACAGUGGGAACAUUUUCUCUUCAGUCGGCUGCUGUAAUCUUGUUUUUGUUUUUUCCUUAUUAUAUAGCCGCUUUUAUCUUCUUCAAUUUGGCUUUGGAGUUUCGUAGUCGGUGGAGUUUGAUUCUGUUGUUUUUGUGGAAAAAGGUGAAAAGGGUAUUUAUAAUUCACGAAAAUAACAUCUGGGUUAGUGUUUUUUUGUCGUAAUUUUGGGGAUUUUUUAUUGAAGUGUAGGGGAGAGUACAUGUGCUUGUUAAAGGUGGCGAACCCAACAAAACCCAGUGAAUAUGUCAGAUUUACAGAUACAGAAAUCACCACCGCCUCCGCCACCAUCACCACCGCCGCCGGUGUAGAAAGUGGUGUACCGUCUUAUGGGCAAUCCCAAUUUAUGGAAGAAAGUGAUUAUUCGAUGUAUACAGGGUACAGUCAGACACGAGAGAUGUCGGCGAUGGUCACGGCGCUGACCCAUGUGGUAUCGGGUCAGAAUUAUCGACCCGAUACCAGUGGUGGUGGUGGUAGUGGGAUUUAUUAUUCGGCGAAUUCGCCGCCGUCUUCGGCCAGCUCGGGCUCUCAAGCUGGACAGAAGAGAAGCCGUGAUCAAGAAGAAUUUAGAAGUGGUUUGCAAUCUUCUUCUUCUGUUAAAAUUGAAACUACAAGUAUGGUUGCACCAUCAAACACCACAAUUUCCACCAUCACAACAGUUCCCGCUUUCAAUACAACCACCAUCACCACGACCACAACAGCUGCAACAACACCAGCAGCCGGUGGUUCGAGCGAAGAAACAGGAGGAGAGAGGAGGAGGAGAUACAGAGGAGUAAGACAAAGACCAUGGGGAAAAUGGGCAGCAGAAAUAAGAGAUCCACAUAAAGCAGCAAGAGUUUGGUUAGGCACAUUUGAUACAGCAGAGGCAGCAGCCAGAGCAUAUGAUGAGGCCGCUUUAAGAUUCAGAGGCAACAGAGCUAAACUCAACUUCCCGGAAAACGUCAGAUUAUUAUCCCCACAAAUUCAAAAUACUACUACAAGAUUAGCAAUCUCCAGUCCAUCUCCCUCAUCAACUGCAUCUCCUCAAUUGAUGCAAUUUAUGGCUCCAAUAACUCAACCAACAAUGUUUCUUCAUCAGCAUCAACAAUAUCCUCAACAACAUCCAGAUAUGACAAGAGAUUACUGGGAAUACUCACAAUUGCUACAAAAUCCCGGAGAUUUCUCUGAUCAACAACCAUCAAGCUUAUUAGAACAAAUGUUUUUUGCUUCAUCAAUGACGAUGUUGCAGUCAAACACAUUGCCAUCAUCUUCGUCUUCGUCAUUAGCUACUUCUGCAGCUUCUUCAACUUCAUAUCCCCUGCUAUUUUCUAGUUAUUACAGGCCACAAACUAAUCAAAUUCAAGGAACCAACACAAGCAGCACCACCACUAGCAGCAACAGCUCCAAUUUUUCUGCACCAUUUUGGAGUAGCUCCACCCAAUAUCCACCAUCUUCUAGCUAAAUAUUCAAAUUUUCUUGGUUUUCUUUUUUUUGGGUAGUUUUAUUUUCAUAUAAUUUUUUUUUUCAAAAAAUAAUCUUUAUAUGUAUUUGAGAGAUAGAUAGUCAGCAUAUAUAUAUAUAUAUAUUGGAAUAUUGGUUUCGG